Molecule: messenger RNA, 3053 nt
Organism: Lemur catta (Ring-tailed lemur)
Lineage: Eukaryota; Metazoa; Chordata; Mammalia; Primates; Lemuridae
Gene: OTUD1
Product: OTU deubiquitinase 1
Exons: 1
Coding region: 372-1817 (481 amino acids)
Biological process (GO): protein deubiquitination
Molecular function (GO): cysteine-type deubiquitinase activity
Source: RefSeq, a predicted model, not a curated record
CUCCGCGCGCCCCGCUCUGCUCCUGGCCCGCGGGACGCGCUCCAGCUGGGCGGGCGGCUUCCUCCGAGAGUCCCCAGCGGCCAGCGCGGGCCGGCGCGGCGCCCCGGGGCUGCGGGCCGAGCGCACCGGCAGGGGUCGAGCGCGCCUCCCCUCCCCGCCCCCACCGCGCGCUGUGGCGCAGCAGGAAUUUGGCCGGGACCCGGGCGCUAUUUGCGGCUCUUGAGGCGCGGCGGCCGGCUGUCCUGCGGUCAUUGCUAUUCUCGGGGCACUGGGUCACUGCGCUCGGCCGGCCCCCUCCCCCGGGCCCGGAGGGUGUGUCCCCCGCUCGGGGGCUCGCCGCGCUUAUAAGGGGCCGGGCGGCGGGCAGGGACAUGCAGCUCUACAGCAGCGUCUGCACCCACUACCCCGCCGGGGCGCCGGGUCCCACGGCCGCAGCCCCCGCUCAGCCCGCCGCCGCCGCCGCCGCCGCCGCCCCCUUCAAGGUCUCGCUGCAGCCGCCGGGCGCCGCCAGCGCAGCGCCCGAGCCCGAGACCGGUGAGAGCCAGCCCGCCGCGGCCGCCGAGCCCCGGGAAGCCGCCGCCGCCAAGAUGCCCGCCUUCUCCUCCUGCUUCGAGAUGGUGCCCGGCGCCGCCGCGCCCGCCUCCGCCGCCGGCCCGCCCGGCGCGUCCUGCAAGCCGCCGCUGCCGCCGCACUACACGUCCACGGCGCAGAUCACCGUGCGGGCCCUGGGCGCCGACAGGCUCCUGCUGCACGGGGCCGAGCCGGGGCCCGGCGCCGCGGCGCCUGCCGCCGCCCAGCGCGGCCGCUGCCUCCUGCUGGCGCCCGCGCCCGCCGCGCCGGUGCCGCCGCGGCGGGGCUCUUCGGCCUGGCUCCUGGAGGAGCUGCUGCGGCCCGACUGCCCCGAGUCCGCGGGCCUGGACGCCGCCCGCGAGGGGUCCGACAGAAACUUCCGACUGAACGAGCACCGCCAGGCUCUGGCCGCUGCCAAGCACCGAGGCCCCGCGCCGCCCCCGGGGAGCCCGGAACCCAGCCCCGGCCCGUGGGGCGAGGAGCACCUGGCGGAGAGGAGCCCUCGGGGCUGGGAGAGGGCGGGCGACCGCAGCGACCCUCCCGGCGGGGACGUGGCGUGGCGGCCCGACCCUGAUGCCGAGGUGCCCCCCACGCGGAGCGGCGAGGCCUCCCAGAGCAGCGCGGCAGAGACGGUGGUCGUGUCCAGGUCGGAUCCCAGAGACGAGAAGCUGGCCCUGUACUUGGCCGAGGUGGAGCGGCAGGACAAGUACCUGCGACAGAGGAAUAAGUACCGGUUCCACAUCAUUCCCGACGGCAACUGCCUCUAUCGAGCUGUCAGCAAGACCGUGUACGGGGACCAGAGCCUGCACCGGGAGCUGAGGGAGCAGACGGUGCACUACAUCGCGGAUCACCUCGAUCACUUCAGCCCCCUGAUUGAGGGCGACGUGGGGGAGUUUAUCAUCGCUGCUGCCCAAGACGGGGCGUGGGCCGGGUACCCUGAAUUGCUGGCCAUGGGGCAGAUGCUGAAUGUGAAUAUCCACUUAACUACUGGAGGGAGGUUAGAGAGCCCCACGGUGUCUACUAUGAUUCACUAUUUGGGCCCUGAGGAUUCCCUAAGGCCUAGCAUUUGGCUUAGUUGGCUUAGUAACGGACACUAUGAUGCGGUAUUUGAUCACUCCUAUCCCAACCCAGAGUAUGACAACUGGUGCAAACAAACUCAAGUGCAAAGAAAACGCGAUGAAGAACUUGCCAAAUCCAUGGCCAUAUCCCUAUCCAAAAUGUAUAUUGAACAGAAUGCAUGCUCUUGAAAUGUCUGGAAACCUUACACCCUGGGAAAAUUACAUACGUGACUUAAUGUGUUUGGAGAAUCACAUGAACUCUAAUCAGGGUAAUAGCACUUUUAAACUUUCUAGUAGAUUUACUGUAGGUGUAAUGCCUUAAUCAUUUUUUUGAAUGUUUUCUCAGAGCUGAAGGUUGCUGGGCACCUAAAUGAUGUUUCAUGAUCGCUUUGGGUGAUCCUACUGCUAUUUAUAAUUUGCUGUAUAAAGUGAGCACUACUUGAUUUGCAAGCUAAUUUCUCACAGUGUAAAUUUGUUCAUUCCUGGUAGUCUAUUUUCUAUAAAAAUGUAUUUUUGCACAGCAUUUUUUAAAAUGGGUGUACCUUCAUCUAUGAUGUGUUCCAUUUUCACAAACAGCUUUCAGGCAUAAAUCCAGAGAAGUGCUUUAUAUGAAGUUUAUUAUUUUGAACAGAGCUUGUGAUUUAGUAGUUACUUUCUGUUGUGGAAAUUUGAAUUUGACAAGUCUUAGAUAAUUAUUUCAAAUGGAUUUUGAUGCAUUCUUAUUACCAGAUUGGCUCAUUCCAUUUUGAUGAAAACAGAUUUGUUGUUUCUCAGAAAUCAUUAUUUUUCUAGAAAUGGUCAGUCCUUUAAAGAGAAAAACUUAAGGUUCCGAAGAUUUUUUUUUUUUCUCUUUAAGGGAUAUUACUAGGUCAUGAAUGAAAGUCUGAUAUUUGCUGAUGGCAGAGUGAUUAUUCCGUACUCUGGUUGAUGUUUAGAGUAGAUUGUCUGGUGCUCUCAAUUGUUUUUAUUUACAUUUGUGAUUUUGCUAUAAAAAAUUUACUAUGGUAUACAACUUUGUGACAAGAUAAGUCUCCUGCUUUAUAUAGAUUCUUGGAUUCAACUAAGAGAUUUCAAAGCUAAUAGCAUAAAUGCCUGGAACCAACGUUGGCAAUUAUUUUAUAGCAGGAGAAUACUAUCCUAAUAUUCUUUUUAAAUUCUUUAAAAAGGCAAAAUAGGAUUGCCCUGUAUUAAUGUAAAAAUGUCUGUAAACAGAGCUUGUAUGGUUUGCUGGGUCAAACAAUGUUUCCAACUUAAAAUCUAUCUCAUUGCCACUUUAACUACUUUUAGUCAUAUUUAUUAAGUAAUGCAGUUUGUACUUUUUUAUUUUGUAACAUUUUGUGAUUUUUUUGUACAAAACUGUAUUUGUACAAUAGAGCAAUUCUUAGCUCAUGGAAUGAAUGAAUAAAAUGCAAAAUUUUACUUUUA